AUGUCCAAGGUGUUUACGACGAGCGACGUUGCGUCGCAUAAUAAGGGCGAUGAUAUGUUCAUUAUUGUCGAUGGGGAUGUUUAUGAUAUCACCAAGUUCCAGGAUGACCAUCCCGGUGGCAAGAAGAUCCUCCAGCGCGUCGCCGGCAAGGACGCCUCCAAAAUCUUCUGGAAAUACCACAACGAGGGCAUCCUGAAAAAGUACAAGCCAAAGCUGCAAGUCGGCUCGCUCGACACCAAGCCCAAGGCUGAGCCCAAGCCCGAACCCAAGCCAGCCGCCGCCGCCCCGGCUCCCAAGAAGGCCGUCACCAGCAGCUCUAGCCACGAGCAAUCCGAGCCUCUCGAGCCCUUUGGCGCUCUCAUUCCCUUUGCCGACCCGUCCUGGUACCAGGGCAACUUCUCGCCCUACUUCAACGAGACUCAUGCCGCUCUCCGGGCCGAAGUCCGCGAGUGGAUGGAGAAUGAGAUUGAGCCCAAUGUCACUGAGUGGGAUGAGGCGAAGCGCGUCCCUGAGGAGAUCUACAAGGAGAUGGGCCGUCGUGGCUACCUCGCCGGUCUUUUGGGCGUCAAGUACCCUACCGAAUAUGUCCCCGAGGGCGUCAAGUCCGUCCCCACGGAGAACUGGGAUCUCUUCCACGAGAUGCUGUUGACCGAUGAGCUGUCGCGCGCCGGCUCUGGUGGUUUCGUCUGGAACUUGAUUGGUGGUUUUGGCAUCGGCUGCCCUCCCGUCAUGAAGUUUGGUUCCAAGGCCCUCAAGGACAGAAUCAUGCCUGGCAUCCUCGCUGGUGACAAGCGCGUCUGCUUGGCCAUCACUGAGCCCGAUGCCGGCAGCGACGUCGCCAACUUGACCUGCGAGGCUAAGCUCAGCGAAGACGGCAAGCACUUCAUCGUCAACGGCGAGAAGAAGUGGAUCACCAACGGUAUCUGGGCCGACUACUUCACCACUGCUGUGCGAACCGGCGGCGAGGGCAUGAACGGCGUGAGCCUGCUGCUCAUUGAACGUGGUCCCGGUGUCAGCACCCGUCGCAUGGACUGCCAGGGCGUCUGGUCCUCUGGAACCACCUACAUCACCUUUGAGGACGUCAAGGUCCCCGUUGAGAACUUGCUCGGCAAGAAGGACAAGGGCUUCGGUGUCAUCAUGACCAACUUCAACCACGAGCGUAUCGGCAUCAUCAUCCAGUGCCUGCGCUUCUCGCGUGUCUGCUUCGAAGAGUCCGUCAAGUACGCCAACAAGCGUCGCACCUUUGGCAAGAAGCUCAUUGAGCACCCCGUCAUUCGUAUGAAGCUCGCCCACAUGGCUCGCCAGAUCGAGGCCUCGUACAACUGGCUCGAGAACAUGAUCUACCAGUGCCAGAAGAUGGGUGAGCAUGAGGCCAUGUUGCGUCUUGGCGGUCCUAUUGCCGGCCUUAAAGCUCAGGCUACUGUUACAUUUGAGUUCUGCGCCCGCGAGGCUUCACAGAUCUUUGGUGGUUUGUCGUACUCGCGUGGCGGACAAGGCGGCAAGGUGGAGAGAUUGUACAGAGAUGUCAGGGCAUAUGCUAUUCCUGGCGGUAGUGAGGAGAUUAUGCUGGAUCUCAGCAUGAGACAGUCCAUGAAGGUGGCUCAGAUUAUGGGCAUGAAGUUGUAA
This is a messenger RNA of Pochonia chlamydosporia 170, 1626 nucleotides long. RefSeq names its product acyl-CoA dehydrogenase. Gene Ontology annotation, molecular function: oxidoreductase activity, acting on the CH-CH group of donors; flavin adenine dinucleotide binding. Lineage: Eukaryota; Fungi; Ascomycota; Sordariomycetes; Hypocreales; Clavicipitaceae. The coding region runs from base 1 to 1626 and encodes 541 amino acids. The record is from RefSeq and is a predicted model, not a curated record. The transcript has 2 exons.